Messenger RNA from Epithele typhae, 1284 nucleotides. RefSeq names its product chitin deacetylase. Lineage: Eukaryota; Fungi; Basidiomycota; Agaricomycetes; Polyporales; Epitheliaceae. The record is from RefSeq and is a predicted model, not a curated record. The transcript is spliced from 6 exons. Gene Ontology annotation, cellular component: membrane. Bases 1 to 1284 code for a protein of 427 amino acids. Gene Ontology annotation, molecular function: chitin deacetylase activity. Gene Ontology annotation, biological process: carbohydrate metabolic process.
AUGCACCCCAUGCACCCCAACGCGUCCCUGGUGCUCCUGCUCGGGCUUCUUGGGCUCUCCGCCACCCUCGCGCACCCGCUCGGAUCGCACGACAGCCAUGCCGAGCACGGCCGGGCGCUUCCCGGGACGUGGUACCAAGCCCGGGACCACCCCGUCCACGAGCUGUUCAAGAAGGCGGGCGACGGCCAGAGCUAUGCCGCGGUCGGCAGCGACGCCUGGGUGGCCGCAUACCCCGAUCCGUGGACGACCCUGGACCCGGACGAGGUGCCCGCGGCGUGGGUGGCGGCGCUGGCGGCGGCGAGGGCAGCGGGGAAGAUCCCGGACAUCCCGGUGUCGACGCAGAACGGCGCGGGGACGAACCCGACGUACGGCGAUCUGGACCCGUCCUCGAAGGAGAUCUGCUCCUCGACGUACAAGGACUGUCACAACCCGGAUGACAUCUGGGACGCGCCCGACGGCGUCUUCGCCUCCUCCUUCGAUGACGGGCCGACCAGGUCCUCGAUGCAGCUCUACGACGCGAUCAUCGACACUCCCGACGCGUUCACCUACGCCUUCGAGACCCUCCAGAGCGACAUCGCUGUCCACACGUACACCCACCCAUACAUGACUACACUCAGCGACAAAGCCGUCCUCGGGGAGCUCGGCUGGACGAUGGAGCUCAUCCACAACUCCACCGGCGGCCGCCUUCCCAAGUACUGGCGUCCGCCCUUCGGCGACUCGGACGAGCGCGUGCGGGCGAUCGCCAAAGAGGUCUUCGGACUGACGACCGUCAUCUGGAACCAGGACACCGACGACUGGAGCAUCGGCCAGUCGGGCGGCGCGACCCGCUCCAAAGUGAACGCCAACCUCGCCAAGUGGAUCGAAGGCCCCAAGUCCCCAGGGCUGGUCAUCCUCGAGCACGAGCUCAACAACAACACCAUCGGCGCCUUCAUCCAGGCCUUCCCGCUCAUCGCCCAGAACGGCUGGAAGUUCGAGAGCCUCGCCCGCAUGGACAACGGCGCCGUCUACCAGAACGCGGCGGACUCGAAGCCCGACUCGCGCGUCGUGCCCGCGAGCGUCGCCCAGCCGCUCAAGCGCAGCUCGACCGCCUCGACCGCCGACACCAGCAGCCCCGCGUCCACCCAGUCCGCCGCCGCGAGCGCCAUCGCGAGCGUCGCCCCGAGCGCCGCCCCGUCCUUCGUUACCGGCGGGGCGGAGACGGGCGGGGCGGCAGCGCUCUCGUCAAUGUCCGGUCUCCUCGCCGCGUCCUGCAUCGUUGCAGGCGCGGCCCUCCUCCUCUGCUGA